AUGGCAGCUGAGUCACUGCCUUUCUCCUUCGGGACACUGUCCAGCUGGGAGCUGGAGGCCUGGUAUGAGGACCUACAGGAAGUGCUGUCCUCAGAUGAAAAUGGGGGUACCUACGUCUCACCCCCUGGAAACGAGGAGGAAGAAUCAAAAACCUUCACCACUCUUGACCCCACCUCCCUAGCUUGGCUGACCGAGGAGCCAGGACCAGCAGAGGUCACACACACCUCCCAGAGCCCCCGCUCUCUGGAUUCCAGUCGGAGCUCCCCGGCUCAGGAGGAAGAGGAAGACCAAGGAAGACCCAGGAAACGGAAACAGAGUGGCCAGUCCCCGGCCCGGGCUGGAAAGCAACGCAUGAAGGAGAAAGAACAAGAGAAUGAAAGGAAAGUGGCACAGCUAGCUGAAGAGAACGAACGGCUCAAGCAGGAAAUCGAGCGCCUGACCAGAGAAGUGGAGGCCACUCGCCGAGCUCUGAUUGACCGGAUGGUGAACCUGCACCAAGCAUGAACACUUGGGACCAGCACUUCCCUCUCGGGCCACUUCUGACCCUUCCUGGAAGUAUCUACUGAGCCCCUUCUCACCAGUGCCAACAAUAUACCCCCCCCACCCCCAUCUGUUCAGUAGGGGGAAGGUUUAGGGUAGUUGACAGGAAAGGGUCUCAGCAUGUAUAUAGAGGUUGUAC
Hippopotamus amphibius kiboko is the source of this 679-nucleotide messenger RNA. RefSeq names its product DNA damage inducible transcript 3 (gene DDIT3). Lineage: Eukaryota; Metazoa; Chordata; Mammalia; Artiodactyla; Hippopotamidae. The record is from RefSeq and is a predicted model, not a curated record. Gene Ontology annotation, molecular function: RNA polymerase II cis-regulatory region sequence-specific DNA binding; DNA-binding transcription activator activity, RNA polymerase II-specific; transcription factor binding. Bases 1 to 504 code for a protein of 167 amino acids. Gene Ontology annotation, biological process: ER overload response; positive regulation of intrinsic apoptotic signaling pathway; negative regulation of transcription by RNA polymerase II. Gene Ontology annotation, cellular component: CHOP-ATF4 complex; CHOP-C/EBP complex; CHOP-ATF3 complex. The transcript has 2 exons.